UCUAAUGUUGGGAAUUGGAAUGUCCCUUGACCCGUGGUAUCUGUUAAGUUACGGACUGUCAUAUACAAUCAAAAUGUACCAGCAGCCGAGAUAUCGCAUUGACCUUAGCCGUUAAACAGGAUGUUGAGUCUACUAGUAUUCACAAAUUUGAUGAGUGUCAUCAACUUUCCGUCGGUCAUCGGUCUAUCCCUUCCUUUCUCUUCUAUUCUCAAAAUUAUCUAGCAUUCCUCCAGAAUAUCUUCGUUUUAUCGUUUUUCAGUGGGGGAGAAAAGCUAGUCAAUCCAGUUUUAUUUCUCAAUUUUAAACCCAAAGAUACGAAAUGCUGCGGUAAUUUUUGUCGUAUCCCGAGUCGAUUAUUUGGAUACAGUAUUUAUGUAAUAGUAUGAAUUUGCCCUUUCGAGAGGUCGAGGGAUUAAUCUCAUACGACCUCGGUGAAUUUCGCAAAGUUGAGAAAAAUUAUUGGAAGCAUUUCAUCAAGGGUCAAACGUCGUAGUCUUAUUUAUCACCAUCUUGUGUAUGAUAAAAGUGAUAAACACCCCUCAUUUUUAAAUUAAUCGAGUACAGAAAAUUUUCUUUUACUUUCGUUGGCAGAUUUUCCUCAGUCAAUCGAUUUUUUUCCUUUUUUUCUUUGAGUGAAAAAUUAAAAGCGCAAUUUUACAACAAAAAAAAUGCCGAAAUCGUCGUGAUCCAUAUUGUAAAGUCGUAUCGAAUGGGGGAUGUGUCUAGAUCAAUUUAACCAGAUAUCCUCUUGAAAGAAAUCGAAACAAUACGUUGGGGCAAAAUUUAUUCUAUUUAAUCAUUAGAACGCUCGUUUCUUGAUUGAAUGGGGAAAAUAAUCGUAAUCACGAGCUAUUUUUACGUUAUUUACGCGCAAUGAAGUGGAUCCAACGAGGGGGAACGAAGAUGAGGGCCAGGAGGGCACAGCAGAUACUAUCUAUGGAUGGAAAAUUCUAUUAGACGCUAACACUUAAUUCAAAUGGUUAACGUCUCUUAACACUGUAUCAACGUUGUUUUAAAAAUGAACAAUAAGAACGAUUAUCAUUCAGAAAAUGAAAUGGAAUUUCCUCCUGUUAAUUUUGAUUACACUCCCACUCCCAUUAGUGAGAUACAAGAAAAGAGGGAUCAGUUAGGGGACCAAAAAUGGAUCAACAAGAGAGCGAGAGUUGAAAAAAUAGUGAUUAAGAAGAAUUUUAAAAACAUUCAGCCUGGAGAGUGUAUGAAAUUUAUGGAAGUUGAUUUUGAUUAUAAACUCUCUUUAUUCGAUUUUCAUGAAGAAUCACAGCGACUGCUCAAAAAUGCCAGAGUAAACACAUGGAAUAGUUCUCUGAUCAUUCCAAGCUCUUUGAAGUGGACGAGAAAGGUUGAAAUCUAUACCGUUGACAUCAACAAUGAAAUUGUCACUGCGAGGAGAGAAGAGACCCAAGACGAUACCAUGAUUAUAUGGAAUUGGGAUACAGCUGUGAAAAAAAUUCAUGAUCAAUCAUUCCAAGAAUCCCUCGACGACAUUGCAAAGGUUGUGCCAGAUAAAAAAAUAUCCUUGGUAAUAUACAAGAUGGAGGGGUAUUUUUCAUACUACAAAGGCAAUGGAAAGAGAAAAUUAGAGCCAGCGUACCAUAAUAUCGAUGAAUUACCAAAAAUCUCUAGACAAGACUUUGAAUAUUCAGUAGUUAACGCACAAAUCACUAGCAAUUUUAGUAUUACAUGUAUUGAAAAGCCUCACGAGAUGAUUUCAAUGAUUCUUCAAUAUACCAAGGCUAUUGCUGAAAACCCAUAUAAAAUUAGCAUGAUGCAGAGUCACGUUCAGAGUGGUUUGAAAUUCUAUGCCUUCGGUGAUAAUAAAAAUACCAUAAAAGUAGAUGGGAAUGGUUUUGGACUGAAGAACCUUUGGUUGAGGCAAAUUUGUUUAUUUCAUACCGCUGGGUUUGCAACUGCCCAGGCUAUUUGUGAACAAUAUCCGAGCCCAGCACAACUAAUGAAGGCGUAUGAAAAAUGCUCACCUAAAGAGGGGCAAGCACUGCUACAAGAUAUUCUGAUCAGAAGAGGUCCUAUAGAACUAUGUAAGCCGAAAAGACUCGGGCCAGAAUUGAGUAAAAAAAUGUAUAUCAUGUACACGUCCGCCGAUGGCUCCCAAGUAUUGGGUAAAUAGGUAUUAGAGCACAUUACAGUAACCAUUCCAAUAAAAUUUUUAUAGAAAACCUU
Diachasmimorpha longicaudata is the source of this 2199-nucleotide messenger RNA. RefSeq names its product crossover junction endonuclease EME1 (gene mms4). NCBI's taxonomy places the organism in Eukaryota, Metazoa, Arthropoda, Insecta, Hymenoptera, Braconidae. The transcript has 5 exons. Bases 1019 to 2146 code for a protein of 375 amino acids. The record is from RefSeq and is a predicted model, not a curated record. Gene Ontology annotation, cellular component: nucleus; Holliday junction resolvase complex. Gene Ontology annotation, biological process: replication fork processing; mitotic intra-S DNA damage checkpoint signaling; resolution of meiotic recombination intermediates. Gene Ontology annotation, molecular function: crossover junction DNA endonuclease activity.